AUUUUCUCGAGAAAUUUCUCUCUCAACGGCUUUAAUUUGAAAUUCUCUUUCAUUGUCCUUUUACGCGCUCUUGUUAUUAAUUGUAGUCGCCCGCUCUGGGAACCCAAUCUCUCCUCUUCCUCCUCCUCUCCCUGAGUUAGGGUUUCUCCUACCCUGCUGUUUUGAUUCCAAAUCAUUUCAUUUUUAAGGUUGGGAGUCAAAACUUGACCUCUGUACAUACAAAGAAGACAACGAGAAGACUUGCUGGAAAAAAUAAAUUUGAUGCAUUUUGAUUUUAUACAACUGGAGAUUGCAAUUUUCACAGACUGGCUGUACAAGCAUGGCAUCUGGGAAUCCGUUUUAUGAUGAUCUACGUAACAAACCUGAGAUUAUUGAUCCUCCUCAAAGUGAGGAUAUGAUGGAUAUCAGCGAGUCUUCUGUGAAUGAUGCUACUCAAACUGCUCUUAAACCUAAUGUGACCGUGUCUAGUAGUGUUCGUGAGCUCUUAGAAUGUCCUGUAUGCUUAAAUGCCAUGUACCCUCCAAUUCAUCAGUGUUCAAAUGGGCACACGUUGUGUUCUGGUUGUAAGCCCAGGGUUCACAAUCGAUGCCCCACUUGCAGGCAUGAACUUGGCAACAUCAGGUGUCUUGCUCUAGAGAAGGUGGCUGCAUCUCUUGAGCUUCCAUGUAAAUAUCAGAAUUAUGGGUGCAUAGGCAUAUAUCCAUAUUACAGCAAGCUGAAACAUGAAUCCCAGUGUGUCUUUAGACCUUAUAACUGUCCUUAUGCGGGAUCAGAAUGUACAGUCAUGGGUGAUAUUCCUUAUUUGGUUUCUCAUUUGAAAGAUGAUCACAAAGUUGACAUGCACAAUGGCAGUACUUUUAACCAUCGCUAUGUCAAAGCAAAUCCACAUGAGGUUGAGAAUGCCACAUGGAUGUUAACGGUUUUCAGUUGCUUUGGUCAGUUCUUCUGUCUGCAUUUUGAAGCCUUCCAGCUUGGUAUGGCUCCUGUCUACAUAGCAUUCUUGCGGUUUAUGGGCGAUGAUAAUGAGGCCAAAAACUACAGCUACAGUCUUGAAGUUGGUGGUAAUGGGAGGAAGAUGAUAUGGCAAGGAGUGCCUAGGAGCAUAAGGGACAGCCACAGAAAGGUGCGUGACAGUUUCGAUGGCCUCAUUAUCCAGAGAAACAUGGCUCUAUUCUUCUCUGGUGGUGACCGGAAAGAAUUGAAGCUUAGAGUGACUGGUAGAAUUUGGAAAGAACAGUGAUGGGAAUUGCUUCUUGCAACUUCUAAUCACAUAUUUUGCCAAUCAUAGAUGGUAGAUUUUAUUGUUUCUCAGGAGAAUAGUUGAGUUGAGUCUUCUAGUCAUGUAUUUUUUGAAUUGUAGGAAGCAAACUCUCUUUGCUUGUCGUCAGUGCGUCUACAAUUGUAUUAUUUAUCUACAACCGAGUCUCUUAAAUCUCUCAUAUCAAUCAGUAUCUAAAGUUUUAAAUCAAA
Messenger RNA from Pistacia vera, 1470 nucleotides. RefSeq names its product E3 ubiquitin-protein ligase DIS1-like. The transcript is spliced from 5 exons. Gene Ontology annotation, biological process: multicellular organism development; ubiquitin-dependent protein catabolic process. Lineage: Eukaryota; Viridiplantae; Streptophyta; Magnoliopsida; Sapindales; Anacardiaceae. The record is from RefSeq and is a predicted model, not a curated record. Bases 320 to 1240 code for a protein of 306 amino acids. Gene Ontology annotation, cellular component: cytoplasm. Gene Ontology annotation, molecular function: zinc ion binding; protein binding; ubiquitin protein ligase activity.